Molecule: messenger RNA, 960 nt
Organism: Ascoidea rubescens DSM 1968
Lineage: Eukaryota; Fungi; Ascomycota; Saccharomycetes; Ascoideales; Ascoideaceae
Gene: PUP2
Product: proteasome core particle subunit alpha 5
Exons: 2
Coding region: 72-839 (255 amino acids)
Biological process (GO): proteasome-mediated ubiquitin-dependent protein catabolic process
Cellular component (GO): proteasome core complex, alpha-subunit complex; proteasome core complex; nucleus
Source: RefSeq, a predicted model, not a curated record
AUGAUUGGAAACUAAAGGAGAAUUGAUAGUGCAAUUGAUAGGGAGAUACUUGUGUAAUUGAUUUAGUGAGAAUGUUUUUAACCAGAAGUGAAUACGAUCGAGGUGUUAGCACAUUUUCUCCCGAGGGACGUUUAUUUCAAGUUGAAUAUUCGUUGCAAGCUAUUAAAUUAGGAUCCACAGCAAUUGGAAUUGCUACAUCUGAAGGUGUUAUAUUGGGAGUUGAAAAACGAGUUACCUCGCCAUUAUUAGAAUCGUCAUCGAUUGAAAAAAUUGUUGAAAUUGAUAACCAUAUAGGAUGUGCAAUGUCAGGGUUGACAGCAGAUGCAAGAUCGAUGAUUGAUCAUGCUAGGGUGGCAUCGUUAAACCAUAAUUUAUAUUAUGAUGAAAAGAUUCAAGUUGAAACAUUGACACAAUCUGUAUGCGAUUUGGCAUUAAGAUUUGGAGAGGGAGUUGACGGAGAAGAGAGAUUAAUGUCGAGACCAUUUGGGGUAGCAUUGUUGAUUGCGGGAUACGAUGAUAUAAAUGGACCACAAUUGUAUCAUGCUGAUCCAUCAGGAACGUUUUAUAGAUAUGAUGCAAAGGCUAUAGGUGCCGGUAGCGAGGGAGCCCAAGCUGAAUUGAAUAAUGAAUAUCACAAGUCAUUGACAUUAAAGGAUGCCGAGUUGUUGAUUUUGAAGAUAUUAAAACAGGUGAUGGAAGAAAAAUUGGACAGUAAUAAUGCACAGUUAGCUAGUGUUACUAAAGAUGAAGGAUUUAGAAUUUAUAGUGAUGAAGAAACUGGGAAGAUUAUUCAAGAAUUAAAAGAUCAAGAAGACGAUGAUAUAGCUGAGGCCAGUUAAACGACAAUAAAAGAAAAGAAAAGAAAAUAAAUUGACUGAAUUUUUUUAGUUAUUCUUUUGUUUAGUUUCCUUAAAUUUCCUUAAAUUUUUCUUAAACUUCUUAAAUUUUCUAAUUGUUUAA